Molecule: messenger RNA, 4709 nt
Organism: Callorhinchus milii (elephant shark)
Lineage: Eukaryota; Metazoa; Chordata; Chondrichthyes; Chimaeriformes; Callorhinchidae
Gene: ccdc71
Product: coiled-coil domain containing 71
Exons: 1
Coding region: 32-883 (283 amino acids)
Source: RefSeq, a predicted model, not a curated record
AUUUCCCUUCUCGGCUUCUCCAGCGGGGGCUAUGGCGGGGGAGCCCGAGGGGAAGGCUGUCCACGCCUGGUCUCGGAUCUCCCUGGUGGGACCGAAGGCUCUGGAGGACGCGCUGACCGUCUUCAGCCCCAUGUCCAAGGAUCUCCUGAACUCCGAGAGGCAGCUGAUCACCUUCCUGCACGGGCUGAGGGAGGAAGGCUACCAGCCCACCAUCCUCAGGAGCAAAGAUGUCUACGGUUACACGUCGUGCACGGCCGAGACCCCCACCCCAACCCCCACCACCCCCACCCCAGCCCAACCCGGUCCAACCGAUGGCCAGUCGCCACCACAGGCAACCCAUCCUCUGCCCACACCCAGGCAGCAGCCCUCUUCUGAGCGACCAACUGCAGCCAAGGACUCGAGACCCAACGGUUGGUUGAAGCCAAAUGGAUCCCACGGUAAACUUGGGUCCCGACCAUCCUCCAGCCUGGAUGCCGUUGGGAAGAUGUUGGGGAAAUCGUGCCACAGGGCUUCUCAAAGGUCCAGCCAUGGGAGCUCCGCCCCAGGCUCCAAGUGGAAAUUGACUCCAGAGUAUGGAGUGGCCAGGAGACCAAGGCACCCAGAGAGGAACCCUUCAAAGCAGGAGACAGAGACACACAGUGGGAAAGGGAGGAUGGCAGAGCUACCAGGGAGGAAUGGCACUGCAAACUCUGAUUAUUCAGAAAUAAAUGAACACAGUAGACAGCCCAGCAAAAGUAAAUUGCAACAGUUGAGAUCCAAAGUUAUAAAAGUGGAUGAUUCCUCUUCCGAUGAAGACGUGAGACGGAAAGCCCAGAAAAUUCUUCGGGUGAACCUGUCUCCGGUUAUUAAAAUAAGGCCAAUAACCUACCCUGAACACUCGUGACUUGUAUUGAAUUUUUCACAAGUGGACAUCUCAUCACAUUGACAUUUUCUUGUGUUUUUGUAAAAUUGUACAAAAAAAAAACUAUUUGAUCGGUCUUUUGUCCAGUGUAAAUUUUUCACUUGGUCAAUUUGUGAUCAGAAAGGUUGAUAAUUUGGCAAGCCUGUUAUUGGUUCCAAAAGAAGAUGUGUUUGGAUUCCAUGUGUUCUGGCACAUAUUGUGCAUGGGUCGAAAAAAAUGGCCUGUAUCCCAAACAUUCCCUUGCUGGUCAACUCUUAAACAGAUAAUUGCCUGGAGAAGUUCUACAGUUGUUCUAGGCUUAUGUGCAAUACAGGAUCUCUCUUCACAACUGUCCAUAGCAAAAAAAAAGGCCACUCGAAUCUAUUUUAAAUGAAUUUCCUUAAAUUUGGUUUAAAUGCUACUUUUUAAAGGAAGAAAAAGUGGUAUAGAAUGUCUGUAUAUACAGUAACCUCAAGUGCAGCUGCUAAAUAGAUCUGUAACAAAGCUUUUGAUAUACAUGAGGGUCUUGGUAUAUUAGAGUUUGACUUUUGAAUUUUAGAAAAAAAUAAUGAUGGUUCCCUGAUUGCUCAAUGAAUGCAUUUCCUGGGCUGGUAUGUAAACCAGGAAAGUCCCAGGUUUUGAUUUAUGAACACUGCUGAGCUUAAUUAAACAUUGAUCUUGGUGUCUGGGUGGGAUUAGGUGAAAAGUAAGAAUGGGUUCCUGCUUCUGAUUGCCAUCCAGUUGAUUUGAACUGGAACCUGUGUUUAUGUAUAUGUGUGUGUGUUUGCAAGGUGAGAACAGGUCGGGGGUAUAGUCCUUAUCCCCAUAGAUCACUGUCUAGCAUUGCAUAUAAAAAAGGCCACUUUUAAUUUUUUAACCUAAAAGGGAGUUUCCACUAGCUUUUGUAAAAUGUUUAUAGCUUUCUAGUUAAGUUUUCUCAUUUUCUACGUGAGUGUUUUUACAACCAAACCUGUUUACAUUGCCAACCAAAGGGUUGUUAAUGUGUUGUGAAUGAGUUUUUUAAACUAACCACAAACUAUAUAUCACCUAUCAUCCAGUUCUUUCUUUAAUUCUUCUACAGGCACAAAUUGCAGAUUGUUUUCCAAAAAAAAUCUUUUUUACAACCUUCCUGUGACAGAAACUUCAUUUCAAUGGGUGAUUUGAUUUGCUGCAGCACAAGCCAUUUUUGGUUCUUUUUUUUUAGAAGACUAUCUUUUUAUUUUGCCUCCACUCCCACCAUGGCUAAUAAUGUUUGUGGGUCUGAGUGUAUUUCAGGAUGUUUAUUGAGUCCACACGUUGACAGAUGUUUUAUUAUGAAUAACAAAAUUAAGCUUCUGGUAUAUAUGAAAAAUAACUGUCAAUGUUGUGAGAAAAGAAAUCCCUUUGUUAUUUAGUGCAAGAGUGAGCACAAGACCAAGAUCCCAAAAUUGUAACACUUCAUCGCAGGUUGUUUGGACGUUUUGGGGGAGAUGGGGAAGGGAAGACUUGAGGCGAAUCCAGAUGGGAUUAUGUGGUUUGUGUGGAGAAAUUUAGUUUUUAAGAUUAGAAAGAAGGUCAAAACACUACAUGUUUUGAAAUAUUUGAGAAAAUAUGAUUUGGCAUUAUAGUAUACUUUUGAGCCAUUCAGAUGUAGUGCAGUGACACCUGAGUUUAGUUGGUGCCAAAUUCACACCCUUGUUUGGUGAAAUCAAAACCAUGCAACAGAAAUCACUUUAUUGUGGCCGACCCACUGAAGCUUUGUUACAGCUUUAUCUGAGACCCUUGCAAGAGGGGUUUUUUUUAACUAACGUACAAAUAUUCUUAAUAUGUGGAAUUCCUAGUGUUUUGGUAAAAAAAAUUUAUAUACAUACAUGGUGAAAAUUUAAUUAAAAUGAAGAUGUAAUUCUGAGAUGAUCUGAAUAAUUGAGUGCUGUUAUUUGAAAUCCCCCCCCCAAAUAUUUUCUCUCGCAGUGCGUAGUUAGGUUAAAAAAGAUGAUCAAAAAUAUGAUUAUACCUGGUGAUGGGAUGGUCUUCGGGAUGUGAUCCGGAUUCACAAUGACAAUUUAUUGAGUUUAAAAGCCAUCACCGUUGUGCGCUUAUCAUGGAAUUUCAUCCAGGAGAUUGUUUUAUGAGCCCUGCAAUGAGAUUAAAUAUUGCUUUUUGUAAAAAAAAGAAAAUCUACAGGAUAUACAUUUUUAAGUAAGAAUAACAAAUUGCAUUAUGUUUUUUUUUAAGAUUUGGUCACAAAAGCCAAGGAAAGCAACACUGCCUCUUUAAACCGGGACUACAUUUUUAGUGUUUUAACCUGUGCUACUUUUCUGAUACGGGGGAGACAGUUAGACAGUGUUCCCUUUCUGCAAGUUUAAAGUUUGCAGAGCUGAAAGAUCAUAUAGUUAUCCAGAGAAGUUGAAACCAAAGAUGCAGUAGAUCAGUCAACUUCUCAAUGAUGCAUUAAUGAUGAGGACACUUGCAGCCUAUUUUUGUUUCAACUCUAGUUCAGCAAGUCCUAUUUUUCUUCAGUCUUACAACGUUAUUUGGCAGUUGUCUUAAGCUUCUUUAACGAGUAUUUUUGCAUUUGGAAUGACAGUGAAAUUUGUUCAUUUGCUGCAAUGUCUGUUGUAGCUGCAUGAUUGUCUUUGGGCUGAUAUGUGUUGAUCGUAUCAGUAUCGACCAAGCAAGAUAUCGAAGGGCACAGUGUACGGCUCUAUUGCAUUAUUUUUGCCGUUGCAUAACCUAUUACAUAAUGUCACCCUGUGGAAAUAAAUUCAUAAGAUCAGUGAGGUUAGAACAAUUGUGCCAAAAAUUUCAGCCUAUUUUGUAUUGGUGGAACAUUCGUGCAGCCCCUAGAGUUUAUCAAUGUUACAAUAGUGUUCUGCAGGAUAGUGUUGCUUAUUAAAUUAAGAGGCCCGUUAAUGAAGUUGAUUGGUAAUGUGAUGCUCUCUGAAGCAGUCUGCCUCAACAGCGGGGAUGCAAGGCUUCGAUAGGACAUUUGUUGACCGUCUUAAUUGAGUGGAGGAUGGUCUACAACACAAGAUGGAUGAUGCUGUCUAAAACAGCAGUAGCGCAAAGGCUGAGAGUAAUUUUCAAGCAUUAGUUUCAAGUGAUUCAGAUUGGGAUUCUAGUUAUCGAAGCUUCUGGCUAAAUAUUGAAGGGAGAAGUGCAAAGUUUAACCUGGGCUUCAGUGUUGCUAACAAUCUAGUUUAUGAAUGUUUGCCCUGACUAGUGUUAAGAAUCUUGAUGUGCAAUAUGGUUAGGCCUACAAAAGGGAAGACCGUUUCAAACACUUCUUCGUUGAGGUUUUCUGCAACAUGUUAAUGCACUUCUUCUUAAUCCAGUCCAUAGCCAAAAGAGUGGCUGUAAAGUAGCUUUUUGAAGACUAUCUCCUCAAUACACUGUCAAAUAUGUUUUUUGUCAAAUUAGCAACUAUGCAUCCUUGUUUUUUUUUCAUAACACGCACUUUCUAUGCGAAACGUUUGGGUGUCCCUGAAACAUUGAGGCAUAAAGCUGUGGAAUUAUUGCCAGUGAAUCGAGUUGUCUAUGGAAUCACUGGCAGGUUGUCCCCGUCAUGUAGGGAGGGGGGAAAUAUGCUUGUUCAAAAGUGCUUCCACGGCUUAAAAUGGGCAGUUGUAUGAAUUUUAAAGGCAACUUUUAUAUUUUAAAGCUCAAAAUUUUCCACUUUAAAAAAAUAAGCAUUUUGUUAUUAUGAAAUGUUUUGUGUUUUCUGUUUUAUCUUUUUAACGGAUGCUUUGACUGUGAAAUGUUCUGUAAUUUUUUUUCACUGUCUGUUGUAUUGCAGCGACUAUGGACAGUAGUUAUUUAAAAUAUUAAAAUCUUUUCAAGGAUUUAUAAA